Messenger RNA from Sporothrix schenckii 1099-18, 441 nucleotides. RefSeq lists its product as uncharacterized. Gene Ontology annotation, cellular component: membrane; signal peptidase complex. The record is from RefSeq and is a predicted model, not a curated record. NCBI's taxonomy places the organism in Eukaryota, Fungi, Ascomycota, Sordariomycetes, Ophiostomatales, Ophiostomataceae. Gene Ontology annotation, biological process: protein targeting to ER. The transcript has 2 exons. The coding region runs from base 1 to 441 and encodes 146 amino acids.
AUGCAUUCUUCCCUCGUCCGCCUCCAGAAUGUCUUUGGCUUCUUCACGACAGUUGUGACGGUUCUCGCCUGUCUGAUUGCCGUGACAGAUUUGCUGCACGCGCGCACACCGAGUGCGACCGUCCGGCCAGCCGGUCUGCAAGUAGUCCGCGGCCGUCCGCACUACUACAGCAAGAAGAAGGAGGAGUACGCCGUCGUGCGCUUCCACCUGGACGCCGACCUGUCGUCGCUCUUCACUUGGAACACGAAGCAGGUCUUUGUCUAUGUCACGGCCGAAUGGGGCGACGAGCACGCCAACGCCACCGAGGCCACCAACACCGCUGUCAUCUGGGACAAGAUCAUCACGAGCCCCAGCUCCGACCACCUGGCCAACAUUGGUCCCGUCGCGAUGCGCAAAUUGCGCAAGAGCUCCGAGGGCAAGGCCAUCGACCCGAGCCGGUAG